Endocarpon pusillum Z07020 is the source of this 1134-nucleotide messenger RNA. RefSeq lists its product as uncharacterized. The record is from RefSeq and is a predicted model, not a curated record. The transcript has a single exon. Lineage: Eukaryota; Fungi; Ascomycota; Eurotiomycetes; Verrucariales; Verrucariaceae. Bases 1 to 1134 code for a protein of 377 amino acids.
AUGUCUCACGAAACUUCCUCACCGACAUCCUCGAACCCGCCAGAUGAACUCCCGAGCCCUACCAUGAAGAACAAACAUGCUCAAAAUUACAGAUUACGCGUAACAGCAGGCUUAUCCUACGAUACUAGAACCCAUGUCGUCGUCCCUGUCAAUGCGCCGCAAACCCUUCACCUUGACUCGGAGCAUAUGCUGCUAUCUGUCGCUGUUCGAAUAAAGAAGUUCACUGGCCUUCCCGCCUCAUUGCCUACCACCUCACCAUACUUCACCCAUCCGCUCCACCUAUCCGAUCAAUACAGCAUUUCGUUCUCAUUCAUUCCCAAAGUCGAUAUACCAGGCAAUGACUUGCUCUUCGGCAACAACUUCGACAGACCAAUACGAGACCGAUUGCCUCCAGGCUUCAACCAAGCAUUCAAGAUCGUUAAAUGGUUCAUCGACCCUGGUCUUGAAGGCGAUCCGUACGCCGACAGACCAUAUCUAUAUGGUCCCGCAUUAAGCAGUUGGAACAUCUUGAGGAUUGGGGAAAAGAUCUUCGAGCCACAAAAGUCCAGAUCCAACGGUGAUGCUGAAGAGGAAGACUCCCCGUCGACCAAAGAAGCUGAACAGACGGAGGACACAGACGCGUGGAAAAUCCCUAACGUAGAGUCCUUUCACGAAACCAUCGUCGAAGAAGGUGCCGAAGGUUCAGGCGCCAAAGUCCGCUCUUCGCUCUCCAUCCCACCUGACUUUAGCGCCCGCAAGAGGCAUUUCCUCACGGAAUCCAAUCGCGAGAAAUUCAUCUUUGAAGCCGGCCGAUUAUACCAAUCCGACUUCGGAAACCCAUACCUCGAUUUCAACGACUUCAGCCUAAAGCUACCCGGCUUCAGUCUCAACGUCAUUAAAUACGUGGAUGAGAAGACACAUGAACUGAGAUAUGUGCUCAAGAACCGCACAACUGAUGAUAUUUACGCGGUUGUGCUGUUUUCGCUGCUAUUUGGGGAUGAGAGGGAUGAGAUCGGGCAGAGGGAUCAUCCACCGUUGGAUGAGGAGGCUCCGAAGGCAGAAGAGGCUGUGAAGGAGAAGAUAAACAAUACCAGCAGAGCUACGGACCUGAAAUUUGGAGAUGAGAAACCGCCGGGUGAAGAUGACGUCGAUUGA